Messenger RNA from Aureobasidium namibiae CBS 147.97, 1215 nucleotides. RefSeq lists its product as uncharacterized. Bases 1 to 1215 code for a protein of 404 amino acids. Gene Ontology annotation, molecular function: DNA-binding transcription factor activity. Lineage: Eukaryota; Fungi; Ascomycota; Dothideomycetes; Dothideales; Saccotheciaceae. The transcript has a single exon. The record is from RefSeq and is a predicted model, not a curated record.
AUGGACAUUGGUACCGAAGAUUUGUACUACUCUGGCUUUGUUGUUGACAAGCCCACCGACGCUCCCUCGAUGCAAGACUCGGCAUACUCUUCUCCCCGACCGUCCUCGUCAUGGCUCUUUCCAGAGAACAUGAGCGACAGUUGCAGCGGCACGUGGUCUUCUCCUACUCCAAGUAUCGCCUAUUCUCCUUCUCCCCGGCCAGACUUUCGUCACCACUACCCUACGUGGUCGCAAGCAAAUGCAGGAUACUGUAUGCAACCAUUCACAUCACUGAACCAAGUUCAAUGUCAACCCGAUGUGUCGGCAUACUAUCAACAAGAGUCUACCUCUCCACCGUACUAUCAUGAUCAGUACCCCCAAUUCCGAUUGUCCGAGGAACAGGCAUUCGACACUCGUGGGGUCGGAGAAUGGACAGCAGCCGAACACGCGCAGGUUCACCCCGAACUGAUCCUGGAGGCACCAUCAGCUCCUUCCUCAACGAUCACGCCUACGAUUGUCUCCACCAACAGCUCCCCUGAGCGACAUGGCUGUCCUCCCGUCAAGCAAGAGGAACCGAUAAAGCACUUCCAUACAUGUCCCAGGUCCUCACCCAGGAAGGAACAAGUCAAUAAAGUCAAGACAGCAUACCCUUGUCCUUUCCUUCCUUACGGCUGUCCAGCAUCCUUCUCCUCCAAGAACGAAUGGAAGCGCCACCUCAACACCCAACACCUUUCUCUCAGUACAUACCGCUGUGACCUCUGCGUCCCCAAGCCCAGUUCCUCUUCCUCACCACAACAGACCAACGACUUCAAUCGCAAAGACUUGUUCAUCCAACAUCUACGCCGUAUGCACUGCAAAACUUCCUCCGAGUAUACGUCAACAAUCUCCAGCGCCAAGACAGCAAGAUACGACUGCAUCGUCAUACCUGAUACACCCGCACAACUGGCCAAACAAGCUGAUCGCUGCUAUAUCCCUCCACCUGCUCCUCCUACAUCUACGCAAUGCAUCUUUUGCUGUUCCACUUUCUCUGGCUCACAAGCUUGGAUCUUGCGUACAGAACACAUUUCUCGCCAUCUCGAGAGACUGCGCCGUGAUGGACAAGAAGUGCCUAAAGUGCAGAAAUGGAGAAGAGAUAUGGAUGUGGAAAGAUGGUGUCUGGUGAGUGGUGUUUUGAUGCUCUACCGAGGGAGAGACGGUACUGGGAGACUGAGAGUCAAGAGUGGAAAGAGAGUAUGA